AUGCCAUCAUUAUCCGCACCAGUCACACCAAGCGAAAUUUCUGGGAAACUUGAUUUUGAAUCAAAUAUCAGUCCACUUACUAGAGCAUUAGAUCGAACUUUGCAAGUCAAAUGCAUGCGAAUGCAAUCGUUCAUUGAUAAUCAUCGUCAUGAACUGCAUUUGCAUGUUAACACCCUUCGGCAAUUUGCUUCUUCAUCUGGCGGUCUGGUUUUGGAUGAGAUACGAUCUGUUGUCUGGCCUAUAUUAGCCUCUUCAUUGAUUGCUGAUUUUGCGAGUGAUCAUGGUUCAAGUUCUGAGUCUGGAUUUGAGUCUGCUGUUUCACAGUUUUCUGAUGAAGAAGAUACCCCAAGUAGUUCAAAAACCGUCAUUUUUACACCUUCUUUGAAUGACCUGAUGCGUCAUGGGGAAUGGAAUCAGGUAGAGCUGGAUGUAAAACGAACUCUUUCACGUUUUCCACCAAAUAUUUCAGACAGUGAUCGCGUUCAUUUGCAAAAAGAAUUGACUCCCUUGAUUAUUCGAAUACUUUGGACUUGUCCUCAUUUCCACUAUUACCAAGGAUUUCAUGAUGUCUGUUUAACACUUUUACUUGUUUUGGGUGUACAAGCAGCUGAAAGCGUUGGUGUUAAUCUUGCGAAAAAUGGCAUAUUUAACGAGUACUUAUUACGUACCCUUGAAGAUACUGUGCUUCGAGAUCUCGAUCUUAUGUACAUAAUAUUAUGGAAAGUAGAUUCAGAAAUUGAAAGAAUAAUGCGUUCUGUGCAGUUGGGUUCACUUUUUGCUUUAAGUUGGCCUCUAACCUGGUUUUCUCAUGCCUUUCAUCAUUAUCGACAGGUCGUUCUAUGUUUCGAUUUAUUUCUGGCAUCCCACCCAUUGAUGCCCAUUUAUUUUUCAUCAGCAGUUGUACUUUGGCGUUCUUCUUCAAUUUUGAGCUCUUCUUAUGAAAUGCCCAUUCUUCAUCAUUUGCUCAAUAUUAUGCCUGAUGAGGUGCCAGUUCGAGCAUUAGCUGCUGAUGCUCAGGAUCUUUUUAGAAUGCUGCCACCAUCGCUAUUACGUGGUCGCCUGAGUAAAGAUUAUUGCAAGCUUUUAAAGGAAACCCAUAUGAGAAAACCAUCAUUGCCAACUACAUCGUUGAAGGCUUGGCUUGUUGCGGGGACUGCCACGGCUGCUGUAUAUAUGUUAUCUCGUUAUUUAUUCAUUACAUCAUAA
Messenger RNA from Dracunculus medinensis (Guinea worm), 1206 nucleotides. The record is from the annotation of a GenBank genome assembly. NCBI's taxonomy places the organism in Eukaryota, Metazoa, Nematoda, Chromadorea, Rhabditida, Dracunculidae.